AAAUCUUAUUACGUCAAAAUUUCCCUCUUAGUCUCUUUGACUGAAACUUCUUUUCCUCAAAAAAUGUACGGAAAUGUAACCUUAAAUUCAGACCUAGCUCUACAAAAUCUUCUUGAACCUAAUUGUACUGUCAAUCUUUUCAAUGACAUUAUUGAUCCUUGUCCUCUUUGGACAGACAACUGGGGAGAUCUGCCAUUAAACCUCGACGAUUCAGACGACAUGGUCGUGUACAGCGCUCUACAGGAUGCCCUAGAUAUCGGAUGGGUUCCCCCAACGACGUCGCAUCAACCUGAUCAUACAAACGAUUCAGAGGAUAUGACUGUGUACAGUGAUUUACAGGAUGCCCUAGAUAUCGGAUGGGUGCCCGUGCCACCAACGACGUCGUAUGUACCUGAUAAUAACAACGAUUCAGAGGAUAUGACUGUGUACAGUGAUUUACAGGAUGCCCUAGACAUCGGGUGGAUGCCACCAACGACGUCGUAUCAAGUUGUAGGAAACGCGUCGGAGCAUGGAAGUGGGAGUAAAGCGCCGCCACCGAUGAAAAGUGCAGCGCCGUAUAGAGGAGUGAGGAGGAGACCAUGGGGUAAAUAUGCAGCUGAGAUUAGGGAACCUAAGAUGAAUGGAGCCAGGUUGUGGCUGGGUACUUAUGAUACUCCUCAACAAGCUGCCAUGGCUUAUGACCGUGCUGCUUUUCAAAUUCGUGGUACUAAAGCUAAGCUUAAUUUUCCUCAUUUGGUAGGUUCUGAUGAUUGGGAAUUGCAGUUAUCUAGAUUGAAACUUAAGCGCAGCUCGCCGGAGCUUUCGUCUUCCUCUUCAACUGAUCAUUCUCUGCCACCAAAGAAGAGGAAGCCGUCGCUUGCAAUUGAUGCACCGGCUACUGCUAUAUUGAAUAGCGGAAGUCAAUAAGUGGCAUUGCAGUUGUAUCCAUGUAUAAUUAAAGUUUAAUCGCGUAAAUAUUCAUGUCUUGAAAAAUAUUCUUAAAA
This is a messenger RNA of Mercurialis annua (annual mercury), 983 nucleotides long. RefSeq names its product ethylene-responsive transcription factor 13-like. The transcript has a single exon. Gene Ontology annotation, biological process: regulation of DNA-templated transcription; ethylene-activated signaling pathway. The record is from RefSeq and is a predicted model, not a curated record. Lineage: Eukaryota; Viridiplantae; Streptophyta; Magnoliopsida; Malpighiales; Euphorbiaceae. The coding region runs from base 64 to 906 and encodes 280 amino acids. Gene Ontology annotation, molecular function: DNA-binding transcription factor activity; DNA binding.